UGACGGUGGGGCGCGCCGGCCGCGCACCAGCACGACCGGCGGAGGCGGCCAGGCAGCGGGAGCGGUGCGGGGUUACUGCAGCAGAGCAGUGAUACCGGAGCUGUCUGUGAACUCUGAAAAAGGCCACCGGCAGAGACCGGCGGAGGAGACCGCUGCGAGCGCAUCGAGUGAAGCCACCUGAGGAGACCGGAGCUGCUGAAGGAGACCGCAGCUGGCCGGAGAUUGUGACUCGUGGUGGAGACCGGGGCUGACUCUCGUGCUGGUACGACCUCGAGCGUGACGCCGGGAGGACGCCGGACCCACGUCCCGCCGAUUGAUCAAACGCCCUCCGCGCGGCGGCGGCGACGACGACGGAGGCGGCAGUGUGAGACCAUGUCGGCUCAGGCUGGCAGCGUGGAGGGUCUGGUGGUGGCCCUGGGACAGCCAGGCCGUUACCAGGUGCUGGUGAUGGUGCUGCUCUGCUUCAACUACGUGCCCGUGUCGGUGAACCACCUGCUGAUGGCCUUCCACGGCUUCACGCCGGAGCACAACUGCCGUCUGCCGGACAAUUGGCCUAGGAACGUCAGCCUGCCGACGUCGGCUCCCUCUCAGCGCAGGCACCACGCAGUACCAGCAGUGCACCAUGUAUAUUGAGCCGACCAAUCACAGCUGGGGAACGAAAGAGUGCAUCUAUGGCUACGAGUUCCACGUCGAUGGUCUGGAAUGGACAGUUGUGUCCGAGUGGGGCCUGGUCUGCGACCGGCGCUACCUGGCCCGCCUCAUCACCACACUGUACUUCGCCGGUGUGACAGUCGGAGGCCUGGUGUUCGGCGCUCUGGCUGACAGGUUCGGUCGGCAGCCCAUGAUGCUGCUCUGCCUGUACGUGCAACUGAUCCUCGGGGCCGGUCUCUACUUCGUGCGGCGGCUCAUCAUCUUCAUCAGUGUCCGCGUCAUGCAGGGCUUCUUCCUUCAGGGGCUGCAGACCACGACCUACACCCUGCUGAUGGAGCUGUUCUCGCCGCGGUACCGCACGCUGGCCGGCGUGGCGGCCGAGGUGUUCUGGGCCCUGGGGCUGAUCCUGCUGGCCAUCUGCUACUACUUCGUCCAGCACUGGCGCUAUGUUCAGCUGGCCAUCAGCAUCCCCACCCUCGUCACGCUGCUGUACAUCUGGCUGAUUCCUGAGUCGCUGCGCUGGCUCAUCUCGCGGGGGCGGGUACGCCGCGCGCGCCUGGUGACCGAGCGUAUCGCCUACUACAACGGCCUCCGCCUGAGCGGCGACCUGCUGCAGCAGCUGGAUAAGCUGUGCCAGACGGUGGGCGGCCAGGCGUGCCACAGCUACGACAUCCGUGACCUCUUCCGCACGCCCGCCAUCCGCCGCAACUCGCUCGUCCUCUUCUUCGUCUGGUUCACCGUCUCCCUGACGUACUACGGCGUCUCCCUCAACAUAUCAGACCUCAGCGGCAACCGCUUCUUCAACUUCAUGCUGGGCGGGGCGCUGGAGCUGGUGGCGUACCUGCUGACCUACCUGAGCCUCCGGCUGGUGGGCCGACGCACCUGCGUGGUAGCCUACUUGCUGCUGAGUGGUGCCCUGCUGAUCGGCACCGUAGCCGCCCGCCGCCUGCUGCAGACGGACCUGAUCGACGUGCCGUCGCUGGUGACGAGCCUCACGCUGCUGGGCAAGGCCAGCGCGGUCAGCACGUUCUGCUCCGUGUUCCUGCUGAGCUCCGAGCUGUUGCCCACCGUUGUCCGGUCGUUGGCCAUGGGCGCCUGUAUGUCAUGGGCGCGCAUCGGCGGCCUGGUGGCACCUCAGAUCCUGCUGCUGGGUGACCUGACAUACACGUGGCUGCCGUUCCUGCUGUUCGGCUCGCUGGCGCUGCUGGCCGGUUUCGUGGCGCUUGUGCUGCCGGAGACGGCGCGCCGCUCCCUGCCAGACACGCUGCAGCAGGCCGAGCGCAGCAGCAAACAGGACGCCGACGAGAUCGUCAGCGACGUCGGCUACGGCAACUCGCCGCGCUGGAUCGUGCAGGACGGCUUGAUCGUCAGCCGGCCGUCGGACGAGACAGGCCCGCACGGUGGCGACCGGCGCUGGCGCUCGCCAGAGACCUCUGCCGACGAGUUCGACAAACACUCUGACUCGACGACGCCGGUAGAUGGCAGUGCACCACUGCGGUUCCUUGUCAACGGCGAGCCGACGACGGUGCACAACGAGGUGUACGCCUACAAGCAACACAUAGUGCUCUGUGAUAUUGACGAGACGAGACUGUAGGAGGACAGAGAGCUCGACGUCGAGACACGGCCCGCUUGUACCUUCGCUUUCACCGCUCACCCGCGGUGCGCUUCACAGGCUGCUGAGGGGAGGCGGCCUUUCGCUCAGCCUCUGACGCGCAGUGCCGCCAGCAAACCCGGCCGUGGUCCGUGAAAUAUGCAGUGUAUUAUCCGAUGAUGGUGUGAUAUAUAUAUACCUAUAUAUA
Messenger RNA from Pollicipes pollicipes, 2450 nucleotides. Its product is annotated as organic cation transporter protein. Gene Ontology annotation, biological process: transmembrane transport. Bases 623 to 2245 code for a protein of 540 amino acids. Lineage: Eukaryota; Metazoa; Arthropoda; Thecostraca; Pollicipedomorpha; Pollicipedidae. The record is from RefSeq and is a predicted model, not a curated record. Gene Ontology annotation, molecular function: transmembrane transporter activity. The transcript has 10 exons. Gene Ontology annotation, cellular component: membrane.